UCUCUCUGGGGGAGAGAGAGGAGGAGACCACUGCCUCUAAAAUGAGUCUCUCUGGGGAAAGAGAGGAGGAGACCACUGCCUCUAAAAUGAGUCUCUCUGGGGAGAGAGAGACCACUGCCACUAAAAUGACUCAAGACACCAGUUCUAAGAGUGUCCAGAAGCCCAGAGCAGAGUCACCUACAACCAUCCUGCUAUCAAUGAAGAGUGAUCGGCCACCUGCUUUCAGCCAGGAACCAUUACUAGAUGACAAUAAGGAAGUGGAGAGUUUGGACAGUGAGGAUGUAUUAAAGAUCACACACAACCUUCUGGACAGAAGAAGUCAAACUCUGCUGACAGUCCAACAAGACAUCAAGGCUAAACUGAAACACAAGUAUCAACACAUAUCUGAAGGAAUUGGACACCAUGGAAACCAAAGUCUGUUCAAGGACAUCUACACAGAGCUCUACAUCACAGAGGGUGGAAGUGGAGGGCUCAAUAAUGAACAUGAGGUUAGACAGAUAGAGAUGGCAUCCAAGAAACAAACCACACAAGAGACACCAAUCAAAUGCAACGACAUCUUCAAGCCUUUACCUGGACAAGACAAACCUAUCAGAACUGUGCUGACAAAAGGAAUCGCAGGCAUUGGAAAAACAGUCUCUGUGCAGAAGGUCAUCCUUGACUGGGCAGAGGGAAAAGCAAAUCAGGACGUUCAUUUCAUGUUUCCUCUUCCUUUCCGUGAUCUGAACCUGAAAAAGGACCAAUACAGUCUGAUGCAACUUCUUUCCCACUACUUCCCAGAAAUGAAAGAGAUUGACAGCAUUGAAGAUGUGGAAACCAAAACUGAUUUCAUUUUGGAUGGUCUGGAUGAGUGUCGACUUCCUCUAGACUUCAAAAACAAUGAGAAGUGCUCUGAUGUCACGAAGACAACCUCAGUGGACGUGCUACUGACAAACCUCAUCGAGGGGAAUCUGCUUCCCUCUGCUCUCCUCUGGAUAACCACACGACCUGCAGCAGCCAAUCAGAUCCCUCCUGAGUGUGUUGACCAGGUGACAGAGGUACGAGGGUUCAAUGAUCCACAGAAGGAGGAGUACUUCAGGAAGAAAAUCACAGAUCAGAAACUGGCCAAUGAAAUCAUCAAACACAUAAUGACAUCAAGGAGCCUCCAGAUCAUGUGCCACAUACCAGUCUUCUGUUGGAUAUCAGCCACUGUCCUUGAGACAAUGCUGAAAGUGGCAGAGAAGAAUGAAGUCCCCAAAACUCUGACCCAGAUGUGCUCACACUUCACGCUCAUCCAAAUCAUUGUGAAGAACAGGAAGUACAACAAAGCCACAGAGACAAACCCAAAGGAACUGUCUCAGUCAGACAAAGAGUUGAUCCUUAAACUGGCAAAGCUGGCUUUCCAACAGCUGCAGAAGGGCAACCUGAUCUUCUAUGAGGAGGACCUGAGAGAGUGUGGCCUUGAUGUCACAGAGGCAUCAGAGUACUCAGCAUUGUGUACAGAGAUCUUUAAAGAAGAAUCUGGGCUGUACCAAGAGAAGAUCUACAGCUUUGUGCAUCUGAGCAUUCAGGAGUUUCUAGCAGCAGUGCAUGCUUUAGAAUCAUGUCUGGACAAGAAGGAAAAUGUUUUCUCCCCUACUAGUGAUGAUGAAGAGAAGGAGUCAAUCAAAUUGUCUGACUUACACAGGAGAGCAGUGGACCAGGCCUUGAAGAGUGAGAAUGGACACCUGGACAUGUUCCUCCGCUUCCUUCUGGGUCUCUCGCUGGAGUCCAAUCAGAAUCUGUUACGAGGCCUUCUGACACAGACAGGAAGUACAACACAGAGCCAUAAGAAAACAGUUAAGAGAACAGUCAGGUACCUUUCAGACAAGAUCAAGGAGGAAUCCUCACCAGAAAGGAUCAUCAACUUGUUCCACUGUCUGAAUGAACUUGGUGCCAACUCUCUAGUUGAAGACAUGCAGACCUCCCUGCGAUCAGGAACUCUUUCAGAAACAGAGCUAAAACCUGACCAAUGUUCAGCCCUGGCCUACCUGUUACUGAUGUCAGAGGAGGUGCUGGAGGAGUUUGACCUGAAGACGUACAACACAUCAGAGAAAGGUUAUCAGAGGUUGCUGCCAGUAGUGAGAACCUGCAAGAGAGCACUACUAGCUGGCUGUAAACUCACAUAUGAAUCCUGUGAGACUCUGACCUUAGCUCUACAGACACCAAACUCCCCCCUGAGAGAACUGGACCUCAGCUACAAUGACCUGGGAGACAGAGGAGUGGAGCUGCUCUGUGUUGGACUAACCAGUCCACUCUGCAACAUACAGACACUAGUUCUAGGUCAGUGUGGUCUGACAGAGGGUUGCUGUUCAGAUCUGGCCUCAGUCCUAAGUUCACCCAACUCACAACUGAAACAACUGGAGCUGAGAGACAAUGACCUGCAGGACUCGGGAGUUACAUUGCUGUCUGCUGGACUGGAGGAUCCAGACUGUAAACUACACACACUGGGGCUGUCUGGCUGUCUGGUCACAGAGGAGGGCUGUGCUGUUCUGUCUUCAGCUCUGAGGUCAAACCCCUCCCACCUGAAAGAGCUGGACCUGAGCUACAAUCACCCAGGAGACUCUGCAGGGGGACUGCUUUCAGCUGCUCUGGUGGAUCCCACAUAUAAACUGACGAAGCUGAAUGUGGAUCAUGGUGGAGAGUGCAGGCUGAAAUCAGGGCUGAGGAAAUAUGCCUGUCAUCUCACCCUGGACCCAAAUACAGCAAACCCAAACCUGAUACUGUCUGAGGGGAACAGGAAGGUGACAUGUGUGGUGGAGAAGCAGCAUUAUGAAGACCAUCCAGACAGAUUUGACUAUCUUUACCAAGUUCUCUGCAGAGAAGGCUUAUCUGGAGGUCGUUAUUACUGGGAGGUGGAGAGGGAUGGUAGCAUGGCUGACAUUGGUGUGGUUUACAAAGGAAUGAAGAGAAAGGGAUGGGAGGAUGCCAGUUGGAUUGGAGGCAAUAGGGAGUCCAGAUGUUUACUCUGCUCUCACAGUGGUUAUCGCUUUUACCACGAUGGAGUCAACAGAAUCAUCCCUGGUCCUGUUUCUAACAGAGUUGGAGUGUAUCUGGACUGGCCAGCUGGUACUUUGACCUUCUAUAGUGUGCCCUCCUCUGGUACACUGACACACCUUUACACAGAACACACCACAUUCACUGAACCCCUCUAUCCUGGGUUUGGGAUUUCCUUCUUCGCAGUGACCUCAGUGACCCUGUGUCAGAUAGAUGACCAACACAUUCAAAGUUGGAUCAAGCCUGGACCUGAGGACACCAGAGACCAUGGUGGAGAGUGUUGGAUCAAGCCUGGACCUGAGGACACCAGAGACCAUGGUGGAGAGAGUUGGAUCAAGCCUGGACCUGAGGACACCAGAGACCAUGGUGGAGAGAGUUGGAUCAAGCCUGGACCUGAGGACACCAGAGACCAUGGUGGAGAGUGUUGGAUCAAGCCUGGACCUGAGGACACCAGAGACCAUGGUGGAGAGUGUUGGACCAAGCCUGGACCUGAGAACACCAGAGACCAUGGUGGAGAGAGUUGGAUCAAGCCUGGACCUGAGAACACCAGAGACCAUGGUGGAGAGAGUUGUAUCAAGUCUGGACUUGAGAAAAGGAUUCCUCAGAGCUGUAAGACUUGUGACCAUGUUGAGGACUCCACACACUGGCUUCAGGUUGAACCCUUGACUUCCACUGUCCAGGGAGUGACAAUGUUCAGACACAGGACACCCAAAGGGAGUUAUGAGUGCACAGUGUCUGGGGUCCGCUGGCUGUGUGAGAGAGAUGUCAUUCUGAAGUAUCACUUCAGGAACUGGGAACCCUACAGUCAACUUCUGAAAGACAUGCAGUACACACAAGGUGGUCCAUUGCUGGACAUCACUAUGGAGUUAGGUGAACUGGAGGAAGUUCAUCUGCCACACUUUGUCUGUUUAGGGACCAACCCUUCCCUGAGGAAUGAGAUGAAGAUUCUUCAUGUAGAGGAACAUGGAGUGUCUUUAGAGGAAGUGCAUGAGGUCACCAGAUUCCAUGUUAAGAUUCUCCAUCCCAAGUUCUCAGCUAUCUCUGUUAUACUGAGCUAUAUCUUUUCAUGGAACGUAGAUGUCCACUGUGAGCUGAUGCUCUAUCUGACAGUGAAAAGGGAAACAUUAAUUUCUCGCCUGUACCUGUUCCCCUGGAACCCCGGCCAAAUACAGGCUGUGGAACAACAGGAAAAGCCUCAAGGGUCUUCAAGGAUUCUCACCUCCAGACCAGAGCCUUCCUUCAAACUGAAGAGUUCCUUCAGACUGAGCAUUCCCUGUUCUACCUCCAUCAAUCCACAGAAGAUUCAUCUCAUACAAAGAGACACCACACCAAGCUUUUUCAGGGCGGUUGUGAAAAUGACAGGGAUUGACAUUGAGAUGGAGUUAUUCAGUGAUGAUGAGAGGACAGUAUGGAAAGAAAAAGUAUCACAAGAUGAAUACAUCUCUGACACCCGUUCAACAAUCUCCCAGUCCCUGCCGCUGAAAAACAUCCCCACAGCAUGAUGCUUCCACCACC
Messenger RNA from Oncorhynchus tshawytscha (Chinook salmon), 4527 nucleotides. Its product is annotated as NACHT, LRR and PYD domains-containing protein 12. Gene Ontology annotation, molecular function: protein binding. The transcript has 18 exons. The record is from RefSeq and is a predicted model, not a curated record. Lineage: Eukaryota; Metazoa; Chordata; Actinopteri; Salmoniformes; Salmonidae. The coding region runs from base 42 to 4514 and encodes 1490 amino acids.